CUACCAGAGGUUCGUCAGCUGCUACCGCUGCUUCUACAAGCUGCAGCCGCAGCUGACCAGGAGCAUCUACGAUCAGUUCAUCUCCCAGCUCCAGACGUCCAUCAAGGAGGAGAUCCAGGAGGUGAAGAAUGAAGGGAAUCUGGAGGGACUCUUCAGUUUGCUGGAUAAGAUCGUGGAGGAGGCCAAGGACCGGGAGGAGCCAGCGUGGUAUGGAUGGCUGGGAUGGGAGUCUGUUCCUGCAAGGCCACCAGGCACUUCCUGGGCUGGGUUUGGGUGUCCUGUUGGCCUCAUGCUGCAAGGGAGGGUCUGAAAGCUGCUGUAUCUUUACAGCACUGUCACUGGGCCUAAAACACACAAAAAUCAGUUUAAUCUGUGCUUCUCUGGGUUCAGGAUCCAUUUCCACUCCCUUAGUGCAGGGAGGUCAGUGCCACUGAGCUGGGGGUUUGGGCACAGCACCUGUCCUACAGCACAGUCCCCCUGUGUGCUCUUCGUGUCCCUGGCUCAGGGCCUCAGCAGACACUGGAGACACUGGGGACUGACCAGAAACACAGGAUUUUGUGUGUCUGUGCUGAGGGGGUGAGGAGAUCCUCAUGUUCCAAGCACCCACUUAGGGCCAGGCUUGGGGAAGAGCUCCCUGUGCCCUCCAGCAGGGCUCUGCUCUGGCUGUGCUGGGUUCCCUGUGCCAGAGGAAACUGUGGCAGCAGCUCAGCAGCUGUGUGGGACCAGUGCUGGGCAGCAUCUCUGGCCAGGGUCUAUGUACAAAUCACCAACAGGAUGGGACUGCUGCUUGAGCUGUUUAUUUCCCAGCAUCAGCCUCAUUCCAUGGUGAUGACAGUGGGAAGCUGCCAGCAGCUCACAUCCCAGGCAGCAGACAAAGAACUUAAUGCUACAACUCACUUUAAAAGUUU
This is a messenger RNA of Zonotrichia albicollis (white-throated sparrow), 908 nucleotides long. The record is from RefSeq and is a predicted model, not a curated record. Lineage: Eukaryota; Metazoa; Chordata; Aves; Passeriformes; Passerellidae.